Acinonyx jubatus (cheetah) is the source of this 2183-nucleotide messenger RNA. RefSeq names its product cationic amino acid transporter 3-like. The record is from RefSeq and is a predicted model, not a curated record. Gene Ontology annotation, molecular function: amino acid transmembrane transporter activity. Gene Ontology annotation, cellular component: plasma membrane. Gene Ontology annotation, biological process: transmembrane transport; amino acid transport. NCBI's taxonomy places the organism in Eukaryota, Metazoa, Chordata, Mammalia, Carnivora, Felidae.
CACCAUUGUUCAGUAAAUAUUUAUUGUUUACCAUGUCUUAGGCAUUAUGGAGGGAUAGCGCAUAGCAGAAGAAAUAUGAAGCAGCAUCACUGAAGUCUGAGCAACCAGCUGCAACAUCCCCAACCCAACCCAGCCUACCUCAGUGUCACGGAACCUGAUCUGAGACUUACGGCUCCCUGCUCUCAUCACAGCUCUCAGAUCCUAGAAUCUACUCCAAUUCCAGCUAGAAUGUUGUGUCAAGCACUUUGCAGAUUUGGUCAAAAGCUGGUACGCAGAUGUACACUGGAACAACCUGUGGCUGAGACUGCCAGAAGCCUGACCACUCUGGAUAUAGUGGCCCUGGGUAUGGACCAUACAAUGAAUAUAAUUGUGUAUAUCCUGCCUGGCGAAGUGGCUAGAGAUAAAGCAGGACCAUCCAUUGUGAUCUGCUUCUUGGUGGCUGGCCUAACUUCAGUGUUGACUGGGCUGACCUAUGCAGAGAUUAGUUCCCGAGUUCCACAUUCUGGUUCUUCAUAUCUCUACAGCUAUGUCACUGUAGGUGAACUCGGGGCUUUCAUCACUGGCUGGAACCUCCUCCUCAUAAAUACUGUCUAUGUAAGCAUUGUGACCCAAACCUGGAUCUUAGUUUUUGACAAUGUUUUUGGAAACCAGAUAUUUCAGAUGCUGCAUGACAGCAUCUCACUAAAUGUUUCCCGUGUUUUUGCAGAUGUUCUAGUCUUCUUUGUUGUGUUCCUUGUGUUGUUAUUCAUAGGAUUUCUGACUUGGAAGACUAGGCAGCUUCCUGUGGUUACCAAAGUGUUCACAUUGAUGAAAAUUAUUGUUCUCAUUUUUGUCAUCAUUGCUGGCUUCAUUAAGGGGGACCUGCACAACUGGCAGCUCACAGAAGAGGACUACAUAAAGGCUGGACUCAAUGACACCUCUGGCUUGGGCCCCCUGGGGUCUGGAGGAUUUAUGCCUUUUGGCUUCGAGGGGAUUCUCCGUUGAGCAGCUACCUGUCUCUAUACAUUUGUGGGUUCUUUUAUUAUUACCAGAGUUGAAGAAGCCAAGAAUCCCCAACAUUCCAUCCCCAGGGGCAUUGUGAUUUCACUGUUCAUCUGUCUUUUGGUGCAUUUUGGUGUCUUUUCAGCCCUUACACUCAUGGUGCCUUACUACCAGCUUCAACGUGGGAGCACCUUGCCUGAGGCAUUUCUCCAUAUUGGCUGGGCCCCUGCCUACUAUGUUGUAGCUUUUGGAUUCCUCUGUCUUUCUAUCAACUCCUUUGACUUUAUAUUCCCCAUACAACGGGUGAUACAUAUGAUGACACAGGAUGGCCUCCUGUUCCCUGUCCUUGCCAGGAUCCAAACUGGCACAAACAUCCCCAUCGUGGCCACUGUGAUCUUUGGCAUUAUUGCACUAGUCAUAGUAUUCUUUUUUGGGCUCACUGAUCUUCUGGGCUUCAUGUCACUUGAGCGCCUGCUAGAUUUCUCUCUGCUGGUUUUUGGUGUUCUCAUUGUCAGGUAUCAGCCUGAGAUGCAUAAUGGGGGAAAUGAAGCAGAGGUGCAGGAUGGGAAUAGAGAAGUUGCAGCAGAGAAGCUGACUCUACAGGGAUUACUUUUUCCAGGCAGCUCCAUCCCAACUCCACUCUCCAGCCAGGUUGUCUAUGUUUGCUCCUCACUGCUUGUUCUGCUGAUCAUUCUUCUUUGCCUGGUGCUGGCCCAGUGGCCAGUUCUGCUUUCUGGAGACCCAGUGUGGAUUUCAGUGGUUGUGGUGCUCCUGGUACUCAUCACUGGGCUCACUGGGGUCAUCUGGAGACAGCCUCAGAGCUCCACUCCCCUUUACUUUAAGGUCCCUGGUCUGCCUUUCCUCUCAGUACUGAGCAUCUUCAUGAAUGUUUACCUUAUGAUGCAGAUGACAGCUGGCACCUGGGCUAUACUUGGUGUCUGGAUGCUGAUUGGGUUUGCUAUCUACUUCAGCUAUGGGAUCCAGCACAGCCUGGUCAAUUAACCUCACUUAAGACCAAAACUGUGGACCUUGAACUCAGCAGUGCCAGUACAUAUUUGGUUUGACAUCAUCACACCCUAAUGCAGUCUGGUCUUCCUGUACAAUAAUGGAACAUACUCUUGAGUGCAUAGAAAGCUAGGCCUCCCACAGAAUGUUAGUGAGGGACACUAAUAGGACUUUGUAUUUAUUACAUAGUGAAGGAU